AUGCUUUGCAUUGACCUCUUGCAGAGAAUAAUCUUCUUUUCUCUUACUGGACUUGGGAUUUGGGGGAACACUUUUCUAUUUGUGAGAUAUGUAUAUACUUUUGUAAUGAGUCCUGAGAAAAAACCCAUAGAUUUUAUCAUCAUUCACCUGGUUUUUUCAAAUGCAAUCAUUAUUUGUAGCACAGGGAUUAGAGAUAUAGCCCCAGUUUUCCGUUUCAGAAACUUCCUAGGUAGUGCUGGCUGUAAAACUGUGGUUUACCUGGGGAGGGUGGCCCGGGGCCUGUCCAUCUGCAGCACCUGUCUCCUCAGCGUGGUCCAGGCCAUGACCAUCAGUCCCAGCACCACCCUGUGGGGAAAGCUCAAGCCAUGGACUGCAUGGCAAGUUCUUCCCUAUCUUCUCCUCUGCUGGGUCAUUAAUCUUCCCAUAAGCUCCAACUUGCUGUUCUAUGUCACAGCACUUGGUGGGGUGAACAGAUCUACAAGCCGAGCAUAUGGUGGGCACUGUUUUUUGCUGGCAUCCAGACACACAGUCCGGUGGCUUUUCCUCUGUCUCAUGGCUCUGCGGGAUGUCCUCUUCCAGGGUGUCAUGGGCUGGAGCAGCGGGCACAUGGCUUUCCGCCUGUAUGAGCAUCACAAGCGUGUGCUUUAUCUGCACAGCUCCAGGUUGGUGGUGAGUUCCAGUCCAGAAAUCAGAGCUACUGUAAAUAUUCUUGUCCUCAUGACCUGUUUCCUUUUCUUUUUUUGGACAGAUUUCAUGUUCUCCUUCUACCUAGGGUUCAUGGUGGCCCAUGGAGUUGCACUCCUCUAUGUUAAAUUCUUUCUAGAACUUGGUUAUGCGGUCCUCAGUCCCUUUGUGCUGAGGAGCAGGGAUGGGUGUGGGGCGAAGGCCCAGAAUGCUCACUGA
Molecule: messenger RNA, 903 nt
Organism: Cavia porcellus (domestic guinea pig)
Lineage: Eukaryota; Metazoa; Chordata; Mammalia; Rodentia; Caviidae
Gene: Cavporv1r649
Product: vomeronasal 1 receptor cavPorV1R649
Exons: 1
Coding region: 1-903 (300 amino acids)
Biological process (GO): G protein-coupled receptor signaling pathway
Cellular component (GO): membrane
Molecular function (GO): pheromone receptor activity
Source: RefSeq, marked provisional